Messenger RNA from Pyrenophora tritici-repentis Pt-1C-BFP, 885 nucleotides. RefSeq names its product Ubiquitin-protein ligase. The record is from RefSeq and is a predicted model, not a curated record. Gene Ontology annotation, biological process: DNA damage tolerance; protein K63-linked ubiquitination. Gene Ontology annotation, cellular component: nucleus. NCBI's taxonomy places the organism in Eukaryota, Fungi, Ascomycota, Dothideomycetes, Pleosporales, Pleosporaceae.
CUCGUCAUGACGCUAGUCGACCCGACAGGGCAUCUACAUACAAACAUCACCCACCUUGACACCCAACAGUCUUGUAAUUGCGCCUGACUAGAGCUAGCCGGAUACAAACUUGCACGUUCACGUCCACGUCCACGUCGACGCCCAGAGCCCCCUCCCCCACGAACCUGGUUCGCAUCUACUCGCAGGAAGCACGUCUCAGCAUCUGAUAGCGGGGUGCAUCCCACUUCCUUCCGCGCCACACAUCUGUUCAGCCCUCUUACGUCCUCACUUUCACACAUCCAUAUAUCGAUCAUGGGUGCCAAAGUUCCGCGCAACUUCCGUCUGCUGGAGGAAUUGGAGAAAGGCGAGAAGGGUCUCGGUGCCGAGGCUUGUUCAUAUGGACUUGAUAACGGAGACGACCUUUUGAUGUCAGACUGGAAUGGCACCAUCCUCGGCCCCCCACACAGUGUUCACGAGAACCGCAUCUACAGCGUUUCCAUCCACUGCGGACCAGACUACCCAGACACGCCCCCCGAGAUCAAGUUUACAUCUAAAAUCAACCUGCCCUGCGUCAACCCCCAGAACGGAAAGGUCGACGCGUCAAAGCUGCCGUGUCUGGCACAGUGGAAGAGGGACUUUACCAUGGAAACUAUACUCAUAGAGCUUCGAAGAUACAUGGCCCUUCCCCAAAACAAGAAGCUGCCACAGCCGCCCGAGGGCACAACAUUCUAGGCUUAGCCUGAGAACAUUAUCCCCGAGAAGGCCCUCUUGAGAAAGUUUUGGUUGGGCACUCUAUAGCCAUGACUGUACGGCAGCACACAGAAGGUAUACAGUGCAAGAUCCACGGUGUGAUCAUCGGGUGAUUCUUGACUGGAGAAGGACCUGAAUAUCAAUUCCAUUUUGAAG